CUCGGAAUGAACAAGAGGAACAAGAGGAGAAACGAGAGAUCAAGAGGAGAUUAACUCGAAAGCUCAGCCAGAGGCCCACGGUGGAAGAGCUGAGGGAACGGAAGAUCCUCAUCCGCUUCAGCGAUUACGUGGAGGUGGCCGACGCUCAGGACUACGACCGCAGGGCCGACAAGCCCUGGACCCGCCUCACCGCUGCCGACAAAGCUGCCAUUCGGAAGGAGCUCAAUGAAUUUAAAAGCACUGAGAUGGAAGUUCACGAAUUGAGUAGGCAUUUAACAAGGUUGCGGCUUUGCAUCUUGUGGUUGCAGAGGUUCGGUGUUUCCUACAUGGUGAGAUCACUGCUGUUUCUUUCUUUAAUUAAGCACGCGUGCGCACGCGCGCACACACACGCACACGAGACAAAAUGAUGGAAGAGAGGACAAAAAAUUCCAUCUGCUCCUUAAUCACCAGCCUGGAGCAGGAUGGUUGUCACCGACACCUGGUCCAGGGCGGGUCUCACGGGGGGGUCCAUGCGAGGCUACAUCCUUAUGAGGCCUGUGAUUUCAGAGUCUCCACCCAGGAGGUGGCAAGCCCGUCUCUUCAGCUACACAAAGAUAUUUUACACAUGAGUUGGGCUAAUUAUCUCAAACUCCCCCCACGAUAGAAUUAGGGUAAAGGCCUUGGCCCCCGCUCCCCAGGGGGCUGGCCUUGUUCACACUACGUGCUGCCUUGACGUCUGGGUCGCAGGGACACUGUUCCAAGCCAGCAUUAAAAUGCUUCCCGUCACCCCCGCCAGCCUCAGCCCCUGCUCCAAACCCUCCCAGCCGGGGCAACACAAGAAAAGCCCCUGGUCGCAGUUUAACUAUCUUGGGUUUUCCUCAGUUCUCUCCCCCUGACCUGGUUACGACAGCCCCAGAGCGGGCAGGGCACAGCCCUGUGCUGUCCCUUCUUUCGUCCUAGAAAGUAUGCACAAUACCCCGCUCACGUCUAAGCUGACA
Molecule: messenger RNA, 977 nt
Organism: Physeter macrocephalus (sperm whale)
Lineage: Eukaryota; Metazoa; Chordata; Mammalia; Artiodactyla; Physeteridae
Product: phosphatase and actin regulator 1-like
Exons: 4
Biological process (GO): stress fiber assembly; cell motility
Molecular function (GO): actin binding
Source: RefSeq, a predicted model, not a curated record